AAUGAUCCUGUGGAGAUAAGUUCCGUGACAUAAUAGUGCUAAAGUUGUGUAAUAGAGGCUGUACUGCAAAGAUGUAAUUACGACAAACAAGUCUAAGCUGACAGCAACCCAAACAAGUUAAAAACAACUUGUAAUAAGCAUUAAAACGAACAGACACAAUGUGGAAGUCAUUAUUUUUCGUACUGGCAAGCUCGUGGCUAGUGAGCUGCGUGCCUCCCCCACACCCUGCUGUGAUCCAAGCCAGGCGGGAAGAAGAGUUCCUACCACAGCACCUUCGGAGCAGAGCCCUCUACAACCCUCACCUCAGAGAAGUCCUUCCGCUGUCAAGUUUACUCCAUAGCGGAGAGCAGUUGGUGUACGAAAGAGAAUCAGACAAAGUGCCUCGCACCAAGAUAUACAACCUUCUUACUCACUCUGGGCUGGUACCGCGUCAGUUCCAUCAGCAUCCUCAGUUCCAGUUCCAUCAAUUCCGCCCCGCGCCGCAGUUCCACGCUCCACAGUUCCACAGCCCUCCGGUGUUCCACGAUCCGCCUUUCUUGCCCAACCCAGAUGUACUACAACGAUUGUAGAUAUCCGCUAUAAAAUCAAUAGGUUAUUUAUGACUUCAAGUAAACC
Cydia amplana is the source of this 615-nucleotide messenger RNA. RefSeq lists its product as uncharacterized. The record is from RefSeq and is a predicted model, not a curated record. The coding region runs from base 159 to 569 and encodes 136 amino acids. Lineage: Eukaryota; Metazoa; Arthropoda; Insecta; Lepidoptera; Tortricidae. The transcript is spliced from 3 exons.